AUGUAUUCCACCACACUACGAAAUGUCAGUUCAGAAGCAGUCGCCGACUUCCGUUCAGACACUGUUACCAAACCAUGCCAAGCAAUGCGCGAAGCGAUGUGCAAUGCAGUGGUAGGCGAUGAUGUCUAUCAAGAAGAUCCGACAAUAAAUCAAUUGGAAGAAAAAUGUGCGAAAUUGUUCGGAAAAGAAGCCGCACUAUUCGUUGCUACUGGCACGAUGGGAAAUCUUCUUUCAAUAUUGGCGCAUACAGAACGAGGCGAUGAAAUAAUCGUUGGAAGAACGUCUCAUCUUCAUCGAUGGGAACAAGGCAAUUAUGCCCGUCUGGCUGGUGUUUCAGCCACUACUGUUCCGGUUUUAGAAGAUGGUACCAUAGCACUGAAUGAAAUUGAACUAGCGAUACGAGUUGAUGAUAUACAUAUGCCGCGAACAAGGUUGAUCUGCAUCGAAAAUACACACAAUUAUGCCGGUGGUAAAACCAUAUCAUUGGACUAUAUGAAAGAGGUUCGAAAAUUAGCCGACGAACACAACUUGUUGGUGCAUGUUGAUGGUGCUCGUUUUUAUAAUGCAGCAUUUGAUUUGGGUAUUUCAAUGGCUGAAUUAGCGCAGCCGGCCGAUAGCGUUAUGAUGUGCUUCUCAAAGGGAUUGGGUGCACCAAUUGGCUCAAUUAUUGUUGGGAAAGCAGAUUUCAUUAGCAGAUGUCGAAGACACCGAAAGUCAUUAGGAGGUGGAUGGCGUCAGGGAGGUAUACUAGCUGCUGCUGCAGAAUUUGCGUUAAAAAAUGCGAAUGAAACGAUUAAAAAUGACUUCGAAAAUGCUAGUUAUCUGUGCAAAUCGUUAAAUGAUGCCACUCCGUUAGAGAAGCGCUCUGUUUUAUUUGCACAAUCAGCCACCAAUAUGGUGUUGCUUAGUACACUACCACCGUUCUGUCCCAAUCAAAUCGCUAGAAUGCUGAAGGAAAAAGGUGUACUAGUGAUGCCAAUCGAUGAGAAGCGCAUUCGUAUUGUAUUGAAUAAUGGUGUUGGCAAAGAAGAAAUUGAUAAGUUGGUAUCGAUCUACAGUGAAUAUGUAAAAUCAUCCAGCAAUUGA
This is a messenger RNA of Anisakis simplex (herring worm), 1086 nucleotides long. The record is from the annotation of a GenBank genome assembly. Lineage: Eukaryota; Metazoa; Nematoda; Chromadorea; Rhabditida; Anisakidae.